This is a messenger RNA of Zychaea mexicana, 1484 nucleotides long. RefSeq names its product putative cation efflux pump. Gene Ontology annotation, biological process: transmembrane transport; monoatomic cation transport. Bases 170 to 1390 code for a protein of 406 amino acids. Gene Ontology annotation, cellular component: membrane. The transcript is spliced from 10 exons. Lineage: Eukaryota; Fungi; Mucoromycota; Mucoromycetes; Mucorales; Lichtheimiaceae. Gene Ontology annotation, molecular function: monoatomic cation transmembrane transporter activity. The record is from RefSeq and is a predicted model, not a curated record.
CCCCUUUCCAACAGAGCAAAGCACCUAUUAUGCUAUGCCUUCUUUGGCACUGAAGUGCCUUUGCCAUCAUCCCAACCCUUUUUUCCCCCUCUCUUUCUUCCCUCUCUUACUGGUUCCUCCUUCUUUGCCACACUUCUUUUCUAAUCGUACAUAGCUAAGCUAAGAACAGAUGACAACAACAAGCACACAGACAAUUGAGCUCCGGGAGACAGCAACAGCAGCAACAACAUGCGGGGGAACUGUGUUCAACAACAGUCUGCAGCACCGUCAUCCCAACGGCAGUAGUAACACCAGUGAUAAUAGUCAGCGUCCGCUAGACAUGGAACAAGGUCGAUCGGAUCAACGGCUUGGGGACCCGCUCCGUCUUGUAUCGGCCAAGAAGUCUGAAAACGACAUAAAAGACAUCAAAGCGAGUCGCAAACUGCGCAAGUUCUAUCGCGAACAGAACGAUUUAAUCGACCAUAUCUUGGGUCCAUUGAACCCUGUCGAUGAAGAAGCAGAACAAAAGCAAAUGCUCAAGGUCAAGAUCGCAGUGUACGGUUCCGGUAUCGCCAAUAUCAUACUAUUUGUGCUACAGAUGGUGGCAGCCAUUUCCUCCGGAUCACUAGCCAUUUUUGCUACAAUGGCAGAUGCAUUUAUGGAUCUGCUGAGUUCUAUCGUCAUGAUGUGGGCUGCUCGGCAAGUAAGCAGGCCCAACUUGACUAAAUAUCCUGCGGGCAAAGAUCGAAUGGAAACCGCUGCCAUCAUGGUUUUUUCCUGCUUGAUGAGCUGUGUUGCCAUCUUUUUGAUCAUUGAAUCUGCACAAAAACUUGCAGAACCAAACGCCAACACGCCCAACAUGACGUCUGUCGCCAUCGGUUGUGUAGCAACUGCCAUUGGUGUCAAGUUUUGCCUGUUUCUGUAUUGCUAUUCACUCUCCCAGUACUCGUCAGCCAGAGUAUUUGCUCAAGAUCAUCGUAAUGAUUUGCUGGUCAAUGGGCUUGGUAUCACGACGGGUAUACUCGGCAGCCGAUUGGUAGGAUGGAUAGAUGCAGCAGGAUCCAUCCUUAUUGCCGUAAUUAUCUUGAGAAGUUGGAUAUCCACGUUGAUUGAGCAUACAAAAUUGAUUGUUGGAAAGACUGCCGAUCAUGACUUUUUAAAACGUGCAACUUACAUUGCAUUGACACAUCCGGGUGUGCAUCAAGUAGAUACAUGUCGUGCGUAUUAUGCAGGCAACAAUUUGUUUGUUGAAGUCGACAUUGUGCUGCCACCAGAAACAGUUUUGCGUGAUUCGCACGACAUUGGCGAGUCGUUGCAGAUCAAGCUCGAAUCGCUGCCGCAGGUCGAGCGGGCUUUUGUACACGUGGAUUACGAAACGUCGCACAGACCAGAGCAUCAAAAGAGCAAGUAACAAGAUACCAUGGUAUUUACUUCGUUUAUCUCUCAAAUUUUGAGAUCUGGCUUGCAAGCGACAGCAUGAAUAAACGCUAUAUGAUUUUAAAUAA